Syngnathus acus (greater pipefish) is the source of this 2151-nucleotide messenger RNA. RefSeq names its product phospholipase A2, group XIIB (gene pla2g12b). Gene Ontology annotation, biological process: triglyceride homeostasis; arachidonate secretion; phospholipid metabolic process. The record is from RefSeq and is a predicted model, not a curated record. NCBI's taxonomy places the organism in Eukaryota, Metazoa, Chordata, Actinopteri, Syngnathiformes, Syngnathidae. Gene Ontology annotation, cellular component: extracellular region. The coding region runs from base 282 to 1079 and encodes 265 amino acids. Gene Ontology annotation, molecular function: A2-type glycerophospholipase activity; calcium ion binding. The transcript has 4 exons.
AAGGGCAAGUCAUGGAAAACCCAUUAGCAUUACAGAUAAAUUUGUAACGGCAUCAGCUCACUGAUAUGCUCAAUAACCAGAAAAUGGGGAAGAAGAAAAAGAAUAGGCAAGCAUUAUAGAUUGAUGGGACUUGACUUUUGCCCCCUUACAGGAGUGAGUGCCCCGCUGUCUGUUGGAGCCUAAUCACAGGUCAAAGUCUACUUCCAGUAAGACCUGUUGUCGGCGCUCACUCGCAAAGUUCCUCUCACCCUGUUAGCAACACAGCUGAAAUUUUUACCACCAUGCUGCUCCGGAGUUUUACUCUUCUGCUGCUCUUUUGUGUGAGUGCUCAUGAGUGUGCCACUCUGGGCCACUACCAAUCCACAGCACCUGAGGAGGAGGUUCCUGUGGUGGAGCCCCAAAACACUACUAUAGAAGACCAGCACAAAGAACUCUCUGAGGUAUUGCCAAACAAAACUCCUGAAGCUGUCGAAGAACCAGGAGAAAGCAGCCAAGAUGUGGAAGCCCAGGAUCUACCCAAGGAUGAAGAAGAGAUGGGGGAGGACAAUGAGAUUAAGUCAGUCCAGAUAAACACUUCCACAUCAACUGAGCAAAACAACAGUAGCUGGAGCCUCAUGUCAAUUAGAAACAGUUUCCAAAUGAUGCAUGGCUACUUUGACUCCCUUGUGGAGCUGGUGGGGGGCCACGAUGGCGUUUGUCAGUACCGCUGCAGAUAUGGAGAACAUCCUCAGCCUCGUCCUGGCUACAAGCACCAAGAGCCCAAUGGCUGCAGCUCUUCCAUGGUGGGAUUCCAGAUUGAUCUUGGCAUCCCAGCCAUGACUGAGUGCUGUAACCAACUUGAUGUGUGCUACGACAACUGCGGCAUCAACAAGUACGACUGUGACACCAAGUUCCGUUCUUGUCUUCAGAACAUUUGCUCAGACCUUAAGAGGAGUCUUGGCUUUGUGUCCAAAGUUCAAGCCUGUGAGUCAAUGGCAGAUGCUAUGUACAACACAGUGUGGGCACUUGGAUGCCGGCCCUACAUGAACAGCCAGAGGGCAGCAUGUGUGUGUGAUGGAGAGGAGAGGGAUGAACUGUGACACUGAACACCAUGGACCACUUUUACAUGGAGAGCAGGGAGAAGGACCGUUUUGCACAUAUCGUGGUAUUUCAGAGCACGCCCAAAUUGCCCCUAAAAAGGACCUGAAUGUUGAAAUUCACUGACAUUGAUUACUUGGGCGUUACAACAAAUAAUGCAUGAUGAGACAUGAUGAUGCAUUCAUGUGCAGGCCAAUUCUUAGGCCUAUAUAACUCCAUUAACAUUUAUUUCUUAUGACUCCAAAGGAAGUGUUUUAUAGAAAUAAAAUACCAAUACACUGAGCAGGCUAAUUGCUCUCAGGAAAUAAGUUAUUUGCUAUUUAUGAACGUAAGAGGAACUGCUCAUUGUUCACGCUCACCAGCAUUAGGUAUGAUGCAAUAUAAUUUAAAUUGAUGUCAAAUUUCAUUUUACAAUAAGAAUGCUAGAAAUUAUAAUUAUCCUGUAAUAUAAUCUGCACCUACAAGAAUGAACAUUGUGAACUCGUCUUCAUGUUGCAGUCAUUACAGAUGAGGCACAGUGAUGACUUCAUAUACAGUAAAUGUCACUUACUAUAAUGUCUGCAAAUUGUGGUGUCAGCAAAGAGGCGCAGAUGUUUAACCCACUUUCCUCCAAGCAGGCUUUGGUUCUGCUCAAAAUGUAACAUAGAAACCUUAAACAAGACUUUGUAUUUCAAUUAGGGACAGCAAUACCUGUGACAUGUAUUUAAAUGUUUGACCUCAUAGUCACCAAUGAAUUGAGCAACCUAACACACCACAGUCAGCAGCUGUAUUUUCUACAACGCCAAGCUUAGUUCCACCCUUGGUGCUGCACCACUGCAGUUGGUGAGUGAAAGUGCUACAAUUUGUUAUCUCUUUAUUAUGAAUAGAAAGUAGAAAUAAAAACAAGUUAAAUUGAGAGUUAAAGAAGAGUAGAGUUAAAGAGUUACAUUGAAGAAUGUACUCGCCUGAUAUUGACCUGCAGUCAUCAAACACAUUUCGACCAAUGCCAAUCCGUGCACCUUUAUUGACAAUCAGCUGCUUAAAAUUUUGUUAUCCAAGUCAACACUUGGUCCAAUAAAACAACCGUUUCAUCAG